Molecule: messenger RNA, 289 nt
Organism: Phytomonas sp. Hart1
Lineage: Eukaryota; Euglenozoa; Kinetoplastea; Trypanosomatida; Trypanosomatidae
Source: the annotation of a GenBank genome assembly
GUCGAGCUUUAUUUAAAGACCAAACAUCAUGGGUCAUCUCGAACAGUGGCGCUCCCGCCAGAAGAUUGGCAUGGGAAAAGGUUCCCGACACUGCGUGAUUUGCUCCAAUCAGAAGGCCAUCAUUCGCAAGUACGAGCUCAACAUCUGCCGUCAGUGCUUUCGUGAGAAUGCCGAACACAUCGGCUUCACCAAGCUUCGAUAAAGUGUUGAUGUAAUGCGAUUUAUUUAUUUGAAAGCUCACAUUCAAUGUUUUCUUUUAGUUUAAUAUUUAUUCAAAUAAAUUAAUAAA